UUUUGUUCUCUCCUCUGCAACCGUUGACCUUUCCAAGAUGACAAAGACAUGGAUCGGGUCUUCACCCUACCCACGACCACGUUCAUCGGUGGUGACAAGCAAGCCCUGCCCCUCAGAGAAAUCAUCGAGCGACUUGAGGAUGUGUACUGCCGCAGCAUUGGUGUAGAGUACAUGUUCAUCAACGACAGGGAGAAGUGUGACUGGAUCAGGCAGCAGUUUGAGAAGCCUGGAGCCAUGCAGUUCUCCAAGAUGGACAAGAGACUCAUCCUGGAGCGUCUCAUCCGCUCCACCAGGUUUGAAGAGUUUCUUGCCCGUAAGUGGUCAGCUGAGAAGCGAUUCGGCCUGGAGGGUUGCGAGGUACUCAUUCCAGCCCUGAAAUCGAUCAUCGACGAGUGCAGUGCUAAGGGGGUGGAGAGCUUUAUCCUUGGCAUGCCCCACCGUGGCCGACUCAAUGUCCUUGCUAACGUUGCCCGUAAGCCACUGGAACAGAUCUUUUGCCAUUUUGACUCCAAACUUGAAGCUGCUGAUGAGGGCUCUGGGGAUGUUAAGUACCAUCUCGGAAUGUCCCACUCCCGUCACAACCACAUCAGCAAACGCAACAUCAACCUUGCUCUGGUAGCUAACCCAUCUCAUCUGGAGGCCGUCGAUCCUGUGGUCCAGGGCAAGACCAGGGCGGAGCAGUUCUACAGGGGCGACACUGAGGGUAACCAGGUGAUGAGUAUCUUGAUGCAUGGUGAUGCUGCUUUCGCUGGUCAGGGGAUUGUCUACGAGACCUUCCAUUUGUCGGAUCUCCCGGAGUACUCCACUCACGGAACUAUCCAUGUUGUCAUCAACAACCAGAUUGGAUUCACCACUGAUCCCCGUUUCUCCCGGUCCUCCCCCUACUGUACCGACGUGGCUCGUGUUGUCAACGCACCCAUCUUCCACGUCAAUGCUGAUGACCCGGAAGCAGUCAUGCACGUGUGUCAGGUCGCCUCUAAAUGGCGCUGUAGGUACAAGAGCGAUGUCGUCAUUGAUUUGGUAUGCUACCGUCGCAAUGGUCACAACGAGAUGGACGAGCCCUUGUUCACCCAACCUCUGAUGUACAAGAAGAUCCGUGGUCAUAGACAAGUCCUCAGGCAAUACGCUAAAGAGAAGAUACAGGAAGGAAUCAUGACUGAACAAGAGUUUGAGGAGGAGCAAGUUGGCUAUGAUAAGGUCUGUGAGGAUGCUUACCAGAAUGCUAAGAAGGUCACCGAGAUCAGGAAUGCUGACUGGCUCGAUUCUCCUUGGCAUGGUUUCUUCAACAAGGAGAUUCCUCUUCAGUACCCAUCGACCGGUAUCGAUGAAGAGACCUUGAAUUAUAUCGGAGAGAAGUUCAGUACCAACCCUGAUGAUCUUACUCUUCAUGGAGGUCUGAAGCGUGUACUCCGUGGACGUAUGGACAUGGUGAAGAACCGAACCAUUGACUGGGCUCUGGGCGAGGCUCUUGCCUUCGGCUCUCUUCUCAAAGAAGGGAUCCAUGUCAGAUUGAGUGGACAGGAUGUAGAGAGAGGAACGUUCAGCCAUCGUCAUCACGUUUUGCAUGAUCAGAAUGUGGACAAGAAGCGCUACUAUCCUCUCAAUAAUCUCUUCCCAGACCAAGCUCAUUACACCGUCUGUAACAGCUCACUCUCAGAGUUUGGCGUUCUUGGUUUUGAGCUAGGAUUCUCAAUCACGAACCCACGCGCCCUGGUCGUCUGGGAGGCCCAGUUUGGUGAUUUCCACAACACAGCCCAGUGCAUCGUAGAUCAAUUCAUCUCAACAGGACAGGCUAAGUGGUACAGGCAAAGCGGACUGGUUAUGCUGCUUCCUCAUGGAUAUGAAGGCAUGGGCCCUGAACAUUCUAGUGGCAGGCCAGAACGUUUCUUACAGAUGUGCAAUGAAGAUGCUGAUGUGAUCCCAGAAAGGAAUGGUGAUAUGGAAGUCAAGCAGCUCUAUGACUGUAACUGGCAGAUCCUGAACUGCAGUACACCAGCAAACCUCUUCCAUGCCUUGAGAAGACAGAUCCUACUCCCCUUCCGCAAACCUCUUGUGAUGUUCACCCCGAAGAGUCUUCUCCGUCAUCCCGAUGCCAGGUCUUCAUUUGAUGAAAUGAAGGAAGGUACGUUCUUCAAGAGGAUGUACCCUGAAGAAGGUGUCCCAGCCCAGAACCCUGCUGCAGUCAAGAAGCUGCUCUUAUGUACCGGUAAGGUCUACUUUGAGCUUAAGAACCAGAGGGAAGCCAGAGGACUCACCAAUGACAUCGCCAUCGCCAGGAUUGAACAGAUUUCACCGUUCCCCUUUGACCUGGUGGCAGAGGAGGUAGAACGCUUCCCCAACGCCAAACUCCAGUGGGUACAAGAAGAACAUAAGAACCAAGGUUACUGGACUUACAUCCAACCUAGGGUACUCAACUCCAUCGGACAUGAAAGGCCUCUUGGAUAUGCUGGCCGGGCCGCAUCCGCUUCCACUGCUACAGGCAACAAGAGCACUCACCUUAACGAGCAAGAGAGCUUCUUUAAUUGUGCCAUGAAUAUCGACUAAAAUUUAUUCAUUAUUACUGUAGUUAAACACACCGCUCAUAAUAGCUGGAUUAUCAUUUUGCAAAGCACAAUCUGGAAAAAUUGAUGCUAAUUUUGAUAAUGUUUAAUUUUUGCAACAAAUUCUAUCAGUUGAAUUUCAAUUUUCAAUAUCUCGACAAAAAUAGCCUGAGCUUGCUGAGCAUUGAAUGAUGGUAUCUUAAAGCAAACAAAACAUAAAAGCUUGAAUAUGCAUGUUACUGUAUACUUUUAUUUGUAGGUGCUUUGUGUAAUGCUACUUCAAAGCAAAACACGUUGAUGAUACUGAUACAUCAGUUGUAUUGUGGGAACUCUGGAACUGACAAAUAUGUCUCUUCCUAUCUGGAUAAUGCAAUAUUGGAAGCUACUAAAAACGGAAGAUGCACUUAAUUAAAUAAAUGCAGCAUAUUGGAUUGUGAAAUAUCAACCAUUUAACCAUAAUUUUCAAAUCACCCAAAUAUGAACUGGAAAGUUAUCAUCAACAUAAACUUGUUUGAUUCUGUGGCUUAUUUCACUAAAGGAAUAAAUCAAUUAUCAUUGAUGUCAUUACGUUUUGUUUUUUACUUCUCCAUUUUUGGAAUUCUUUGGAAUUUUUGAAUUCUUAUUUUCGAAUUUCAAAUUUGUUUCAUGUCUGUUUGUUUGUUAGAGACUAUUUAUUGUUCAAAACCGAUUUUUUUUUUUUCUUCUUUUUCUUCUUUUCAUUAUUCUACUUACGUUUCGUUUCUUUAACUUUUUUUUUUUGGGGGGGGGAGGUGUGGGGGAAACGAAACUGUAAAGUGAAAAUGAACAGCUUGUAGCAUAUUGUUACAAAUAUAAUAAAAACUCAAACUGCCAAUACAAAUUGAAUUUUGAAGGGUGGAGGGGGGCAUGACUCAUUUUACAAGACUAAUACUAAGUUUUUGUCACUGCAUCUGUAGACUGCACAUAUUGAUCAAGUAUAUUGUCUGCAUUUGCAUUUUAAAACGUACCAAAUUCACCGUCAUUAUAAUGAAGGUCAUUUUAAUGAGCUAGUGUCUUAGGAACUAGAAUUAAUUAUUCAGAAUAGCUAGGUAUCCAGUUAGAAUAGUGUUAAAGUGCCUUUUGAUAGACCUGACAUCCCCCAAAAAAUAUUUGUCUUAUUGUAGAACGUCUAGUUAGCUGUUUUCUGCACAGCAUGUUAACACUCGUAGAGUGCUUCCAAUGUAUCAUGCACUACUUGUGGUUUUAUAAUUUAUUCAUAUCUAGUUUGGGGUUUUUAGUCGAGUAGUAAGACCUCGUCUUAAACUGAUGUCCAUAAUAUUCUAGUGACUACAUUUUGUGAGAGGGUAGUUUGCACUGUCUAACUAUCGCUAGGCAACAGUCAUGAGAAUUUAUUAAGCAGAGAAAAUAUUGGAUAUUUAAAGAGGAACAAAUUUAUUGGCUCUGAUGGUUGUGGCUGUGCGGUGGAUAGAAUUGAAGUCAUAUGUAUUAGCCAUGCAAAGAUAAUUGGCGCGUUUUAUACAAUUUCUACUGUUAUUUAAGCAGCUUUUAAACGUGAAAUAAACAACCUUGUUAACGUGGCAAGGAAUUGAUAGUCUUUUCGUAUUUUAUGCCUUUGCGCUUCAAUUUUUGUGAAAUUGAAAUUGUCGGGAAGGAAAUGUUGAAUUUGAUGAAGUUGGGUAAAAUUACUUGCACAAAUGAAGUUUACGUAGAUAUAUUAUUAAAUAGUCUUUUAAUAUGAAUAUAAUAAAUGUGGAUGAAAGAAUAUCAAUGCACCUCGUCUGAAGGUGUAUAUAUCUGGGGUGGGUGAACAAUUAGAGGAUUUACCACUUCAGAAUCAUAUUAUUUCAGUGGUGAGUUGAUAUUAUCCUUUUUUUUUUCUCAUGAAAUGUUUUAUUGAAAAUGUAUGUUUGCUGUCAUGAAGUGAGAAAAAGCCUAAAGUAUUGUUGUAUGUUGUGUAUCAUAUUUGGUUUAAAAGAUGGCCGGCUCAUUACUGACUCUGAAAGGAGAGGAGAUGAAAUAUAAAUUAAAAUAAAAAUAAAAAUAUUGAAAAUAUA
Molecule: messenger RNA, 4573 nt
Organism: Lytechinus pictus (painted urchin)
Lineage: Eukaryota; Metazoa; Echinodermata; Echinoidea; Temnopleuroida; Toxopneustidae
Product: 2-oxoglutarate dehydrogenase complex component E1-like
Exons: 19
Coding region: 49-2544 (831 amino acids)
Biological process (GO): tricarboxylic acid cycle
Cellular component (GO): oxoglutarate dehydrogenase complex; mitochondrion
Molecular function (GO): thiamine pyrophosphate binding; oxoglutarate dehydrogenase (succinyl-transferring) activity
Source: RefSeq, a predicted model, not a curated record